UCUAACAAGGCCAAGCAGCGAGCUGGUACCCCUUCAGAUCUAGCCUUCUAGUCAGGGCAGACGUCACAUCAAAAUAUAUAAUUCAUUCUUCGUCUCCUAAUACAUUUCCGUUUCCAUUUCCAUUCCCAUUUCCAUUUCUAUCCCAUCGAUUCUUCUUCUCCUCUUUUCCUUAUAUCCUUUGCUUGCGAACCAUACUCUCUAGCAAAGUUGGUCUCAUCUUCCAUCCGUCUAUCGUCCACCAUCUAUCAUCAUGGUUUCCCCAAAUAGCUCGAUGGAAGCUACUGGUGGUGCUGCACAAGGCCAAAAUGCCUUCUACUCCAACCCCGAAAAGAAUACUCGAGUAAACGAAAAUCUCAAAGUUCCUUCUAUCACACUGCGUACCAUCUUCAUGACCAUAUUGGUUGCCAUGGGUGGAUUUAUCUUUGGUUAUGACACUGGUCAAAUUUCUGGAUUUUUGGAAAUGCAUGUUUUCCUGCAGAGGUUUGGAGAAAAAAGUAGUAAUCUAGUGGCACAUCCUGCUGGCUAUUAUUUCACGAAUGUGCGGUCUGGAUUGAUUGUUGGCUUGGUAGGUCCUUUCUUCAUCCUCCAAUUCGAGGGCAUGCAAAAAUGCAUUUACUAAUUAGUUCUCCAGUUAUCGAUCGGCACAUUGAUAGGAUGUUUGUGUGCUGGACCUCUUGCCAAUAGAUUCGGACGCAGAAUAUGUAUUCCACCUUCCUGUAUGAUCUUUUGUAUUGGUGUUGUUAUACAAAUGGCUGUUGGCAAAGGUGAAUGGAUGGGAAUUGUAAUGGGAAGAUGGGUUGCUGGUUUGGGAGUUGGUGCACUGUCUGUCCUUGUACCAAUGUACAUGGCUGAAACCUCUCCUGUUCCAGUGAGAGGAGCUGUUAUUUCGUGAGUAUUCCUUUUCCGGUAUCCUUCAAAGUUCAAAAUCUCCAUUGUUUCAAACGAGGUCGAUAAUCAGGGAUGCCCAGCUAACGCGCUAUAUCACAGAUGUUAUCAACUCUUCAUCACUAUCGGUAUCUUCACCGCCGACUGCAUCAACUAUGGGACUGAAGCCUUCAAAAGUACAGCUUCCUACCGAAUUCCAAUGGGCGUUGGCUUCAUCUGGGCAAUUAUUCUUGGUAUCGGUAUCCUCCUCCUUCCAGAAACUCCUAGAUACAAUUGGAAUCAUGGAAAGCCCGAAAAAGCUCAAGAAACCAUGGCCGCUUUCUACGGUGUCGAGGAAUCACAUCCAAUGAUCCGGAGCGAGGUCGCGGAAAUCGAGAAAGUUCGUGCGGCAACUGUUGGUGACCAUCCAUGGUAUGAAGCCGUUACCGGCCCAAGGAUGCUUUACAGAGUUUCUCUCGCAAUGGCCUUGCAAAUGUUACAACAACUUAGUGGUGCCAAUUACUUCUUCUAUUACGGUACAUCCAUCUUCGCUGGCGUCGGUAUCAAAAACUCCUAUGUCACCGCUAUGAUUCUUGGUGGUGUAAACGUUGGAGCCACUUUCUUUGGUGUUUACAUGGCCCGUCACUUCCGUCGUCGCGAAAGCUUAUACAUCGCCGCUUUGUGGCAAACCAUGUGUUUCCUCAUUUUUGCAUCCGUCGGACAAUUUAUUUUCAAGGAUGCCGCAGAAGGAAGUCACACUGCUAAAACUUCUGGAACCGUUAUGAUUGUCUUUGCUUGUCUUUUCAUCGUCGGUUUUGCCAGCACAUGGGGACCCCUCGUCUGGGCAUGCAUUGGAGAAAUGUUCCCAUACAGAUACCGAGCCGUCGCAAUGGCUUUUGCUACAUCGGCCAAUUGGUUCUGGAAUUUCAUGCUUGCAUUUUUUACCCCCUUCAUCACGCAAGAUAUCAAUUAUGCAUAUGGAUAUGUCUUUGCAGGUUGUAAUUUUGCAGCUUUCUUCGUCGUUUUCUUUUUCCUUGUUGAAUCGAGCGGGAAGACGUUGGAAGAAGUGGAUGCCAUGUAUCUGAUGGGGGUCAGGCCUAUUGGAAGUCAUGCUUUCCAAUUUGAUAGCGAGCUGAGGGAGUCUUUGGGUACUGAUAUUAAUACCGAUGCCAUGAAUUUGGAGACCAGAAAUGGUAGACUCCAGAAAGUUAAUGAAGCCGGUCAGGGUGGUGUUUUCCACGACGAGGGCCUUUCAGGAAACAUGAAGGAGUAGGGUCGAAAUCCGGAUGUGAGAUUUCGAGGAAAUUGGCCUGUCAAUGGCUUGGCGGCUAAGUUCGGUUGAGACGCCUUGGAAAAGCCGGCGUGUCACCGCGUAGCGGGUCCCAGAUGAGAUGAUGACAUUUUCGUUUUUGUUUAUUAUUAUGUUGAUGUCUAAUGAUUGUCUUGUUUUGCAAUGCAUAGCGUGGGCUGGAUUGGAAUGGCUUUUGCCCUGUAUAUAUGUAUACCACGAAUAUUUAUUUAAUUGAUUGAUGAAUAAAGUA
This is a messenger RNA of Sclerotinia trifoliorum, 2405 nucleotides long. Lineage: Eukaryota; Fungi; Ascomycota; Leotiomycetes; Helotiales; Sclerotiniaceae. The record is from the annotation of a GenBank genome assembly.